This is a messenger RNA of Clunio marinus, 2415 nucleotides long. The record is from the annotation of a GenBank genome assembly. NCBI's taxonomy places the organism in Eukaryota, Metazoa, Arthropoda, Insecta, Diptera, Chironomidae.
AUGAAUACUCCGAAACAUCCACGACUCAGUAUUCUAGCUACAACAAGAAGUGGUCAUGAAUCACCAUUAUUGCGAAGAUCGGUUCUUAAUACACCAAAUUCAUCAAAUACGAUAAAUGUAACCAAUCCAAAUUUAAGUCGAAUACAAGCGCAAAACGAUGAUGAAGAUGAAAGAAGAAGGUCGAGAACUUUCAAUACAAGUAUUACUGAAAGUGAUACUUCAACAAAUCUCAAUGAAGCUGCUGAUUCCUUAAAUAAUUGUUUGAAACUUUUCGCCGAAAAUAAAAUCAACAAGGAUAAUGCUUGGAGCCUCAAUAUUAUUGAUUCCUUUGCCAAGCUCAUCACAAAGCAUCAUAAUUUACUUUCAAAUUUCCAAGUGGCUGGUACAACGCUUGAAGCUUCAGCGAAAGUUUAUGGUUUGCGAGUUGACUCGGUUUAUAACGAUGUUUGUAGAAUGAGUCAGGAUUUAGCGAGACAAACUGCAAAAGCUUUAACAAAGAAGAAACGAGACGAUGAUGAAGAAGAGGAUUUCGAAAAUAACACUGCCGAAAAAGAAAAUCUCAAUGCUUCAAAUCAGCCAAAAGAACAACCGAAAAUUAAAAAAACUCGCAAAAAGAAAAACGUCAGCACAAUUACAAAGAAUCCGGAAUGCCUCAAUGCUCGUCUUGACACAAUUCCAUUAACAGAUCCAUUCUUCGCAAAGCUGAACUCUGUCAUCGGCGACACAACCAGCUCAAAGCGUCUCAUGCAGAACAUAAUUCCAACAGAAGAUGCUAAACUGAAAUUACGACAAAAUAUUCCUUUUUGGAACUCGAAAGAUCAACCCAAUAUUGACUUUGAACAGCCCAUUCGUUUUUCAACUUCAGAUCCUUUACGUCCAAUUAUCGAUGUUUGUUUGCCAAACUAUCGCAUUGAAAAUGUUGCACCUUUAGUCAUUCGCUCAGGUCUUUCAAAUUAUCAAAUUUCAAAUCUUCCGCUGGAAAAUAACGAAGACAGUGAUUUGAGUCAAUCUCGUUAUAAUGACAUGCUUAACAGCACAACUCAUAAUCAUUCAACGCAUAUGGAGUUGGCAUUUGACAUCAAUGCAGCUGUGGAGCCAGUUUCUCUCGAACGGUCGGUUGUGAUGGAUUAUGGUGACAUGGAUCAAGGCGACUUCGAAGAUUUAAACGAGAUGGAUAUGGUGGCUGUUGAUCGAUGUAAAGGACUUAAAAGACAGCCAAUCGUGAUUGAAGACAUGCAACCAGAAACCGCCACAAGUCUUGAAUAUUCCUAUCGACCACUUGACAUGUUUGAUCAGUUUUGGGCUGGACCUUCUCAUUGGAAGGUGAGACAAAGUCGACGAACACAAAUGAGCAUGGGAAUUCGUGCAAGUUGUUUUAAAGGACGAAAUACUGAGCAAUGUGUGACAGAUGCACAACAAAAGAAAGUGACAAGAAAACGAAAAAUUGUUAAAACGAUGGAAGUGACAUUUGAAGAUAUCCGAAAUUUCAAUGAUGUCACUAACGAAUUAAUAGAAAUCAAAUCUAAAAUGAAGAAAAGCCAAUUAACCACAGCAGCACUUAUCAAGAAAUUUGAUCCCAAGAAAUUUAAAUUACCUUUGGAUUACAAAAUUCCAUUUGAUAUUUUUGAUAAGCUCAACCACGCGACAUCACUUCAGAUCAAUUCAAAUCGUGACGUUACAUUCACUGGAAACGACGAUGGUUCGCCACAUUAUGAUUACAAUAAUGAGAAUGAUCGUAACUAUUGCAGUCGUCUUGCUGAUAUUCAAUCGGAUACUGAAACUGAGACCAACACUGACAUGGGACAAAUGGAUAAUAAUUUGGAGUUCGAUAAUGUUGACAUGCCACCACCAACAGCGCCAGUUGAUGAGAUUUCAGAUGUUUUCGUUGGUGCACCACAAAAAAUCGAUAAAAUCGAUAUUGCUUUUGCAAGACGAGCGAAAGUUAUUGAUAUGAAGCAGUUGAAAGCCUGCACUUGGUCGUUGCUGAACAACAAACAUAAUUUAGAUCCAACACAUAAUCCAAAGUUCUCAGAAACAGUGAAAGAAUUACCGAAAGUUUUGAGUCGAAAUAUGGCAGAAAAUAUGAGCACUUCACUUGCUUUUUAUGCUACACUUCAUUUAUGCAAUGACAAAGGUCUUGAACUUCAUCAGCCGGAAUACAAUUUGCGAGAUUUUGAGAUAGAAUUUGCAUCAUAAAAAGAUUAGCAUAAGUUUUACUUCAUUUCUUAACUAUAAAUAUGUGCAUAAAAAUUCCUUUCUUCAUUUAUUUCUGUCUAAUAAAAUAACUAUUUUUUAUUCUAUAUUUUAAUUUUUCAUUUCAUGAUUUGUGCAAUGAAUUUUACAUAAGCACAAAAUGUUUUCUUAUUAAUAAAUGACGAUGAUAAUAAAUAAAUAAAAUAUUUCCAUUCAACAACA